AUGAUAAGACAGGGACUGGGCAAAGUGCACCAGCUGAGAGAUACGCUGGCUUUGUUUGCCGUGUUUUUAAGCUUUAAUCAUGCAGGCGUUCUAUGUCUGUUAGCAUGGUUUGUCCUAGCAACAACGUACAAACCACUGAUGUCACAGUGCCUUAUCAAACUAAGUCGUGGCAAUGGACAGCAAUUACUUAACAAUGGGAAUCAUAACAAAGAAAAUGAAGAGGACGGUAGCAGUACCCCUACUACUACUACUACUACUACUAAUAAUAACAAUGGCGAUACCGAUAGAGACGAAUUACAAAGAAAGAAACGAAAUCGCAAUGAUAACGGUAAUAAUGGGAGUAGACCUAUAUUCAAACCAAGUCUGGAUUGGCUAAUUCUACUAUUGGAAUUCGUCUCUGCUCUAUUGAUCAGAUCAAACAAGUUCACUCUAUUAUAUUUUAUGACACCUUUACAAAGUCUCGCGUUGGCGGUAAUAGCUGCAUCCGCAAUUAAUUCGCCAUCGAUGGUGCCAUUAUACGCAGCAUUAUGCUCUGCGUCUCAUGCUACUUUGACUCACAUUACUCCGACCCAUUGGAAAAUUAUGCUGCCGUUAUCAAAUAUAGAGACUGCCAAUACUAAUGGAGUACUGUUUUGUUUAGCUUAUCAUAUCGUAUUUCGGCAAUUCCUAGCAGCGGUAUGGUUAAGUAAUCCUUCGACCCCUACUCCAAAUAAUAACAACAACACCACCAGUAUGGAUCAUGUGAACGUGAGUUUUUCAGACUCAGUGGUAACAAACGUACAAUCCUUUUGUCAACCACCUCAAAAUACUCAGGAAAAACCUUCUUUAACAACUAGUGCUCCUCCGGCAGCAGCAACUAAUCAAUUAUACCAAAUACACACCGAACUGCCUACGUCAACAGAGCCAAAAGCAGCACAGGACAACGGAUAUAAUAAUAUAGAUACGGAAGGAGAUUACGAUACAGAAACUACAGCGGCACAUAACUUACAGACAUUCGUAACAUUACUAUUCCGUAGAAAAAAUGAUAGAUCCGCGGUAGUGGCCCCUCUAUGGGCUCUCUGUAUAACUUUGAAAGCAUUGUUUAUCCAAAGGUUUGGCGGAAUGUUCAAAAGACAUACGGUAGUCAAUGAUCAAGGUCCAAAUUUUGAUUCAAACUCAAAAAUAUCAACUUCAAUGGAUUUGAUUGCACAGAAUAAAACUGGAGAUUUAAAUCAAUUGAAUUUAGCCCCAACGUCAAGUGGUUCACGGGCUACUUUGGAAACAAUAUUCACCAACUCAAAUGGUGGUUCUACUACCACCACCAUUAAUAGAUCGAUGAAUAACGAUUACAAAGUUUGUAUCGUUGAUAUUGCAGCUCAUGCAUUGACAUUUUUAAUUGAAAAUUUGAUAGAUGGUGAAUUGAUUGUCCUAGUGAAUGGAUUGAUUUGGUCGGAAGUUUCAUGCACAUUGGUUAUGGAACGUGUCGGUGACGAAUAUGUCGUGAUUAGUGGUCUUGUUCCUGCUUGUUCGUAUGAUAUUCAAUUUGUUAAUAGAUUAAAUCAAAAAUAUGAUUGUUUGAUUGCAGAUUUAAUGAUUCGAACAAGCCAAUUAAAUAAUAAUGGAACCACAACUAACACUACAAAUAACACUGACAUUUCGAAUAACUUUGAAGCAUUGGACUAUAGUUUCCCAUCUUAUUAUCAUAGAAAAUUCUUAUCUCCCUUAUUGACUUUGAAACAUUCUGUUUUGACAACUAAUGCUAACUUAUCAGAUGAACGUAAUAAGAUUAAAAAGACAAGAAGAGAAAUCAAUAAAAAAAUUAGUUCUCUAAGAACAGAUAUCGAUCAUUUAAAAGUGAAAUUAAAACAAACUACUAUGACAGAUAAUAAACAUUCAAAUAAAAUAGAUACUUUGAAAGCACAAUUACAACAAAAUGAAAAUAAUUUAAUUAAUUUGGAACAAACUUUAACGGAAUUAACUACAGAAGAAAAUUCUUUACAAGAUAUUUAUUUAGCUCAAAAGGAUCAUCAUUUAAAGAAAGAAUUGGAAUUUGAUAAAUUGAAAGAAAAUCUGAACAUCACUUUAACAGACGAUAAAGACAAAUUAAAUAAAUUAACCAAUGAUAAACUACAAUUUGAAACUAAGCUAGAUAAAUUGAUUACAAGGCAUGAUAAAUUGCAAAAAGAUUUAGAUUCAAAUAAUGAAUUUUUUAAAAAUUUUAAAGAUCAAUUUAUAUCGAAGAGAGAAAAAUCAAGAUUAAAACGUAAAGAUUUUAAAAUUAGAGAAAUUAAUGAUUUAGAAUUGUCAUUAAAGGCACUAGAACAAGAUUUAUCAAGAUUGGAAUAUGAAAAUGAUAAUAUGAAAACUUUAAUUACUCAAUAUUAA
Molecule: messenger RNA, 2364 nt
Organism: Maudiozyma barnettii
Lineage: Eukaryota; Fungi; Ascomycota; Saccharomycetes; Saccharomycetales; Saccharomycetaceae
Gene: NNF2
Product: Nnf2p
Exons: 1
Coding region: 1-2364 (787 amino acids)
Source: RefSeq, a predicted model, not a curated record